Molecule: messenger RNA, 1743 nt
Organism: Nematocida homosporus
Lineage: Eukaryota; Fungi; Microsporidia
Exons: 1
Coding region: 1-1743 (580 amino acids)
Source: RefSeq, a predicted model, not a curated record
AUGGAUGACAUUAGCGAACUUCUAAAUACUUCUAAAGGGUUAAAAGAAGAGAUUAAAGCCAUUGAAGAGUUAAAUAAGAAAAUAGCCCAAACUAAAGCCGAAAUUGAAGAAUUGACUAAACAUGAAGCUGAUCUUUUAAAUACCCCUGACCGAGUCUCAGUCUAUACAAAGCGACUAGAGAAGAUUCACCAAGAGUUAGAGAAGCAGACCCUUUUAGAUUCUCCUUUAAAAUGUCCAAGUGAUAUAUCAAAAGCUAGUGAAGUACUUACUCGUAAGCAACUAUUAGGAAAGAUCUUUGAAUACUUCCCACAACUAUAUCAUGAGGAAGAACUUAAAGCAAGUAUUGGUGAAGCUAAAGCCCGAAUUAGUCUCUUGCAAGUUGAUAAGGAGUAUAACGAGUUUAUCAAUCAGGUACAAACUAAGUAUCCAGAUGAAGCCCAUUUACUUAUCUCACCAAUUAGAGAUAUGAUUGUUCGAUCUUUGUUUUCAUCAGCCAAAGUCUAUUCUGGUCUGACUUCCUCAACAGUGCUUAUUUAUACUUACUCGUUGAAUCGGAAGGUUGAAAUUGAUGAGGAGAAAAUACUUCAGACAAUUCACCAGAGAAUAAAGAUGCCGGUAAAAAAGGAGGAUAUUGAGAAGCAGCCGUUGUACGUAUCACUUUCUAAGCUAGCUAUUUACGAAGAGAUUCUAGCUGAGGUCAAAAAAGCUAUUCUACAACGCCUUCCCAAACUAACUCUAGCCCAACUGGAACAAUACAACCAGGAUGUUUUCUAUGGCACCGUUUACUAUAUCUCUGAAGUGGAUAAAUGGAUGGCAGAUAAUCUCGUUCAGUGUAUGAAACCAACGACCGGAUUUUAUAGUGCGCUGUCUCCGGAAGAGCAGCGAGAGAUAGAGCAUGGUGCUUCAUCUGCCAAGGAGACUUCAGCACUAACUCUUCAGGAUGCCUUGCAUAUAUCAAUCAAAUCACAAGAAACAAAAACUAUCUCUAAAGAACUCUACCAACAGCUGAAGAUAGUCACUAGUAUUGCCAAAACUAAAAGAUCAACCGAUCCUAAGAUAAAACUGGCUAUUGCCGAACAACUCCAAGCACAUUUCCAGCCAAAUUCUACGACCACUAAUAGUCCUACGAUCAUCAUGAUCUGUCGACGACUAGCCGAUGCGAAAGUCCUUUUGAAUAUCAUUUUACUAGCCAGUACAGGUACGCCCGAACAUUCCCUUAGUCUUAUUAAUAGUAACGAAGAGUCUAUUCAAGAUGCUAUGGAAGAGUCCUUUACUAACCUUAUUCGGCAGUCCGGCAGUCAAACCAUUAAUCUUUCUGAAACAGGAGCACCUACUACAUUAACUCGGACAAUCCAGCACUUUCUAGCCACGACUGCUUCUUUCUUUACUGGUCACUUCCUGGCCCAUAUUCAAGCUGAGUUUUUCAACUCCCUCUUCCAAAUUGCCUAUCGUGUUAUUACUUCUACCUCCCUCUUCCAACAGCCCACUACGCACUGGCUCGCCAUUACUUCCCAACUCCAACAACUUGCUGAGCCUCAGGCCCAUAUGAUUACCCUCUACCCACAAAUAUCCAAUAUCAACACAAUCUUAUCCCAAGGCACGCCGACGGAAUUCCUUCAUUUGGACAUAAACUCCCUCGAAAUUCCCAAGCAAGCAAUUCUUCAUAUUCUUCCUCUCCUCUUCUCUGACCAAGCCCUCCAAACAGUCCUUGCUCACCUUGAGAAAGAGAACAAGAACGACUAA